Cuscuta campestris is the source of this 2572-nucleotide messenger RNA. NCBI's taxonomy places the organism in Eukaryota, Viridiplantae, Streptophyta, Magnoliopsida, Solanales, Convolvulaceae. The record is from the annotation of a GenBank genome assembly.
CAGAAGCAAUUUUGUGUUUAAAUUUGUUCAACCUAGUAUGUGUAGAUAUCGGAUUGGAUAUGGUUUGACUUCACUCAACACCCAAAACCUAUGUUUUUCGAUUACUCUCGAUCACUUUGACUCGACUUCUGGUGCGACCUUGCUCACCCAUAGCGCAGGGCUAGGUCGAUUUCUUCCUUGUUUUCACAUUUUAAGGUUUCAUGAAAUGGUAGUCACUCUGUAUCCGACAUUGUUAACUCGAUUCGCCUUGCAGUUCCCUCUUUCAUUUCCCAUUCUUCAUAAGAAAACUCAACUUCAAAAACUUUGCCGGAACAUCCAAUUGGCCCGCAAAUGCGGCACGCUCUACUCUAAUGCACGACUGCUUUCCACUGCCAACGCUUUGAGCUCCCAAGAGCCAUAUAGCUAUGGUGAAGUGGGUAAUGAGAGAUAUGAUGUCAUUGUUGUUGGAGGUGGUCACGCUGGUUGCGAAGCAGCUCUGGCUUCGGCUAGACUGGGGGCAAAAACACUGCUUCUUACACUUAACAUUGACCGCAUUGCAUGGCAGCCUUGUAACCCAGCUGUUGGUGGGCCUGCAAAGUCUCAGCUGGUACAUGAAGUUGAUGCACUUGGCGGUGAAAUUGGAAAGGUGGCGGAUAGAUGCUAUCUGCAGAAACGCAUCCUCAACGUCUCCAGAGGCCCUACUGUUUGGGCAUUGCGUGCACAAACUGAUAAGAGGGAGUAUGCUUUGGAAAUGAAAAAGGUUGUAGAAAGCACCCCGAACCUCUUUAUAAGAGAGGCAAUGGUUGUAGAUAUUUUGCUUGGGAAUAAUGACAAUGUAGAAGGGGUAAGCACAUUUUUUGGGAUGAACUUCUAUGCACCAUCUGUGGUUCUAACUACUGGAACAUUUAUGAGUGGACAAAUAUGGGUUGGUAGAACUUCAAUGCCUGCAGGUAGAGCUGGUGAAUCAGCUUCGCAAGGAUUGACUGAAAAUUUACAACGUCUUGGGUUUGAGACCGACCGACUGAAAACUGGUACCCCUGCACGCGUAGACUGCCGAACAAUAGACUUCUCCAAAUUAGAGCCUCAACAUGGAGAUGAAGAGGUCAGCUGGUUCAGUUUUGAUCCUGAUUUCCACAUAGAGAGGGAGCAGAUGUGUUGCCAUCUUACGCGUACCACAAAGAAAACUCAUCAGCUUAUCAAGGAUAAUUUGCAUGAAACCCCCACUUAUGGAGGAUGGGUCAAGGCCAAGGGGCCUCGAUACUGCCCUUCCAUCGAGGACAAAAUUGUAAGAUUUCAAGAUAAAGAAUCCCAUCAGAUAUUCCUUGAGCCAGAGGGAAGGAGUAUCCCUGAGGUCUAUGUGCAGGGAUUUUCUACAGGUUUACCUGAAAGACUGCAGUUGCCACUAUUACGAACACUACCUGGACUUGAGAACUGUACAAUGCUGCGGCCUGCUUAUGCCGUAGAAUAUGACUACUUGCCUGCUUAUCAGUGUUUCAGGUCUCUAAUGACCAAAAAAAUACAAGGACUGUUUUUCUCUGGCCAAAUAAAUGGGACAACUGGUUAUGAAGAAGCUGCUGCACAGGGAAUUAUUUCCGGGAUUAAUGCUGCUAGACAUUCAGAUGGAAAAUCCCUUAUUGUUCUAGAGAGGGAAAGCAGUUACAUAGGGACAUUGAUUGAUGAUCUGGUCACUAAAGAUCUCCGAGAGCCUUACCGCAUGUUGACAAGUCGCUCAGAACAUCGUUUGCUUCUUCGCUCCGAUAAUGCUGAUAGCAGACUGACCCCUGUUGGGCGUGAAAUUGGGUUGAUAAAUGAUAGACGAUGGGCGAUUUAUGAGCACAAGCAAACUCAAAUAUUAGAAGAGAAGAAGAGAUUGAAGACAGUCCGAGUUUCAGGUGGAGAUUUGGCUGCUGAAGUUGAAGUUAUUGCGGGUCAGUCGGUUAAGAAUUCGUCAACAUUGGAGAGCCUCCUUAAGAAACCACACGUGCAGUAUAAAGUCUUUGAUAAGCAUGGGUAUGGAAAUCAAAGCCUAUCCAGAGCCGAGAAACUCUGCGUAGAGAUUGACAUCAAAUAUGAAGGCUUCAUUGCUCGCCAGCAUCUCCAACUUCAACAGAUGGUUCACCAACAGCAUAAACAGAUCCCUGAGAACAUCGAUUAUCAUGCUAUGACCACUUUAUCACUUGAAGCACGCGAGAAACUCUCAAAGGUCAGGCCCCAAACGAUUGGGCAGGCGAGUAGGGUAGGUGGAGUGAAUCCUGCUGACAUUACAGCACUUCUUAUCAUUCUUGAAACUAAGAAAAGGAAAGCCAGGGAACAGGCGAGGAAACAAGGGGCUCCUUCUCCUGUUUGCAUCAGUGAUGCAGGUGGCGAAGUCUCCGACAACCCUCUUGAAGAAGCCGUGCGCACAUGAGAUCCACUAACAGGCAAUGCUAGUUCAUCCAUCUGUCCCAUAGCGUUGUUUCACAGUAGUAGAACUUUUAAAUUUGAGUUGUGUACAAUUAGUAGAAAUUAUCAAGGCAAGUUACAUUUCAUUUUUUUCAAUGCACACACAUUCAUUAAUAAAAAUAUAUCUUUGGAAUCAAUGAGUACUAUUCUU